This is a messenger RNA of Trypanosoma conorhini, 633 nucleotides long. RefSeq lists its product as uncharacterized. The transcript has a single exon. The record is from RefSeq and is a predicted model, not a curated record. NCBI's taxonomy places the organism in Eukaryota, Euglenozoa, Kinetoplastea, Trypanosomatida, Trypanosomatidae. Gene Ontology annotation, biological process: rRNA processing. Bases 1 to 633 code for a protein of 210 amino acids.
AUGGCUGGGCGUUUCCGCGGCGCGGUGGGGAAGUUGUCGCGGCCGCAAAAGACGCGGGCGGCGCGGAAGGCGAAGGGGAAGCAGACGGUGGCGUUAGUGAGGCGGGUCCCCAAACUCUCCUCGGAGGGCCUGCAGCAGCGCAUCGCGGAGCUGACGGGCGCCGCCGCACACGACGCGGGGGAGGCGGCGGCUGGCAAAAAGCCGCAGGUUAAAAUUUCCGCGCGCCCCGCGGCGGCGGCGGCGGCGGCGCAAAAGCCGGUUGGCAAGGCCGCCAUAGAGAUCGUCGGGGCGCGGACGGAGAGGCUGGUGCCAAAGACCGAAGUCGCCGCCGAGCGCACACCCGCGGAGGCGAUGGGGCUCAAACUGCUGCACCGCGCCGUCAAGGACCAGAGCCACAACCGCCUGCUGCCCCACCAGAACCGCCACGACUACGAGUACCGUCUGCGCAACGUCGCCACAGCGGGUGUGGUGCGCCUCUUUAACUCUCUCGCGCAGGCGCGCAAGGCAGGUGUGGUGGUUGAAACGGAGGAGAAGCACAUGACAGCAGACAAGGUCCAAGAGAAGAAGCAAGUAGCCACAAAAGAGGCCUUCCUCGCCGCCCUUCGCCAGCCGCGAAAAAUGGAGCGGUAUUAG